Messenger RNA from Galeopterus variegatus (Sunda flying lemur), 8129 nucleotides. It is a transcript of the gene GLG1, whose product is annotated as golgi glycoprotein 1. Gene Ontology annotation, molecular function: fibroblast growth factor binding. The transcript has 26 exons. The coding region runs from base 208 to 3150 and encodes 980 amino acids. The record is from RefSeq and is a predicted model, not a curated record. NCBI's taxonomy places the organism in Eukaryota, Metazoa, Chordata, Mammalia, Dermoptera, Cynocephalidae. Gene Ontology annotation, cellular component: Golgi membrane.
UGGAGCAACAACCUGGCGGUGCUCGAGUGCCUGCAGGACGUGAGGGAGCCUGAAAAUGAAAUUUCUUCAGACUGCAAUCAUUUAUUGUGGAAUUAUAAGCUGAACCUAACUACAGAUCCCAAAUUUGAAUCUGUGGCCAGAGAGGUUUGCAAAUCUACCAUAUCAGAGAUUAAAGAAUGUGCUGAUGAGCCAGUUGGAAAAGGUUACAUGGUUUCUUGCUUGGUGGAUCACCGAGGCAACAUCACUGAGUAUCAGUGUCACCAGUACAUUACCAAGAUGACUGCCAUCAUUUUCAGUGAUUACCGUUUAAUCUGUGGCUUCAUGGAUGACUGCAAAAAUGACAUCAACAUCCUGAAAUGCGGCAGCAUUCGGCUUGGAGAAAAGGAUGCACAUUCACAAGGUGAGGUGGUAUCGUGCUUGGAGAAAGGCCUGGUGAAGGAAGCAGAAGAAAGAGAUCCCAAGAUUCAAGUCUCUGAACUCUGCAAGAAAGCCAUUCUCCGGGUGGCUGAGCUGUCCUCAGAUGACUUUCAUUUAGACCGGCAUUUAUAUUUCGCUUGCCGAGAUGAUCGAGAGCGUUUUUGUGAAAAUACACAGGCUGGUGAAGGCAGAGUGUAUAAGUGCCUCUUUAACCAUAAAUUUGAAGAAUCCAUGAGUGAAAAGUGUCGGGAAGCACUAACGACCCGCCAAAAGCUGAUUGCCCAGGAUUAUAAAGUCAGCUAUUCAUUGGCCAAAUCCUGUAAGAGUGAUUUGAAGAAAUACCGGUGCAAUGUGGAAAAUCUUCCUCGGUCCCGGGAGGCCAGGCUCUCUUACCUUCUAAUGUGCCUGGAGUCAGCUGUGCACAGAGGGCGACAAGUGAGCAGUGAGUGCCAGGGCGAGAUGUUAGAUUACCGACGCAUGUUGAUGGAAGAUUUUUCUUUGAGCCCUGAGAUCAUCCUAAGCUGUCGGGGGGAGAUUGAACACCACUGUUCUGGAUUACAUCGAAAAGGGCGAACCCUGCACUGUCUAAUGAAAGUAGUUCGGGGAGAGAAGGGGAACCUUGGAAUGAACUGCCAGCAGGCGCUUCAAACUCUGAUUCAAGAGACUGACCCCGGUGCGGAUUACCGCAUUGAUCGAGCUUUGAAUGAAGCUUGUGAAUCUGUAAUACAGACAGCCUGCAAACACAUAAGAUCCGGAGACCCAAUGAUCCUCUCGUGUCUGAUGGAACAUUUAUACACAGAGAAAAUGGUGGAAGACUGUGAGCACCGUCUCUUAGAGCUGCAGUAUUUCAUCUCCCGAGAUUGGAAGUUGGACCCUGUCUUAUACCGCAAGUGCCAGGGAGAUGCUUCUCGUCUUUGCCACACCCACGGUUGGAAUGAGACCAGUGAACUUAUGCCUCCUGGAGCUGUGUUCUCUUGUUUAUAUAGACACGCCUACCGCACUGAGGAACAGGGAAGGAGGCUCUCACGAGAGUGCCGAGCUGAAGUCCAAAGGAUCCUACACCAACGUGCCAUGGAUGUUAAGCUAGAUCCUGCCCUCCAGGAUAAGUGCCUGAUUGAUCUAGGAAAAUGGUGUAGUGAGAAGACAGAGACUGGACAGGAGCUUGAGUGCCUCCAGGACCAUCUGGAUGAUUUGGCCGUGGAGUGCAGAGAUAUAGUUGGCAACCUCACCGAGUUAGAAUCAGAGGAUAUUCAAAUAGAAGCCUUGCUGAUGAGAGCCUGCGAGCCCAUAAUUCAGAACUUUUGCCACGAUGUGGCAGAUAACCAGAUAGACUCUGGGGACUUGAUGGAGUGUCUGAUACAAAACAAGCACCAGAAAGAAAUGAAUGAGAAGUGUGCCAUUGGAGUCACCCACUUCCAGCUGGUGCAGAUGAAGGAUUUUCGGUUCUCUUACAAGUUUAAAAUGGCUUGCAAGGAGGAUGUGUUGAAACUUUGCCCUAACAUAAAAAAGAAGGUGGACGUGGUCAUCUGCCUGAGCACCACCGUGCGCAAUGACACUCUACAGGAAGCCAAGGAGCACAGGGUGUCUCUCAAGUGCCGCAAGCAGCUCCGCGUGGAGGAGCUAGAGAUGACAGAAGACAUCCGUCUGGAACCAGAUCUGUAUGAAGCCUGCAAGAGUGACAUCAAGAACUACUGUUCCACGGUGCAGUAUGGCAAUGCUCAGAUUAUUGAAUGUCUGAAAGAAAACAAGAAACAGCUAAGUACCCGUUGCCACCAGAAAGUAUUUAAGCUGCAGGAGACAGAGAUGAUGGACCCAGAACUAGAUUACACUCUCAUGAGAGUCUGCAAACAGAUGAUAAAGAGGUUCUGUCCAGAAGCAGAUUCUAAAAACAUGUUGCAGUGUUUGAAGCAAAAUAAAAACAGUGAAUUGAUGGAUCCCAAAUGCAAACAGAUGAUAACUAAGCGCCAGAUCACACAGAACACAGAUUACCGCUUAAACCCUGUGCUAAGGAAAGCCUGUAAAGCUGACAUUCCUAAAUUCUGUCAUGGUAUCCUGACUAAGGCCAAGGAUGAUUCAGAGCUAGAAGGUCAAGUCAUCUCUUGCCUCAAGCUGAGAUACGCUGACCAGCGCCUGUCUUCAGACUGCGAAGACCAGAUCCGGGUUAUUAUCCAGGAGUCUGCUCUAGAUUACCGACUAGAUCCUCAGCUACAGCUGCACUGCUCAGAUGAGAUCUCCAGUCUAUGUGCUGAAGAAGCAGCAGCCCAGGAGCAGACAGGGCAAGUAGAGGAGUGCCUCAAAGUCAACCUGCUCAAGAUCAAAACUGAAAUGUGUAAAAAGGAAGUGUUAAACAUGCUGAAGGAAAGCAAAGCAGACAUCUUUGUGGACCCAGUACUUCAUACAGCUUGUGCCCUGGACAUUAAACACCACUGUGCAGCCAUCACCCCUGGCCGAGGGCGUCAAAUGUCCUGCCUCAUGGAAGCCCUGGAGGAUAAGCGGGUGAGGUUACAACCCGAGUGCAAAAAACGUCUUAAUGACCGGAUUGAAAUGUGGAGUUAUGCAGCAAAGGUGGCUCCAGCAGAUGGCUUCUCUGAUCUCGCCAUGCAAGUGAUGACAUCCCCAUCAAAGAACUACAUUCUCUCCGUGAUCAGUGGGAGCAUCUGUAUAUUGUUCCUGAUUGGCCUAAUGUGUGGACGUAUCACCAAGCGAGUGACACGAGAGCUUAAGGACAGGUAGAGCCACCUUGACCACCAAAGGAACUACCUGUCCAGUGCCCAGUUUGUACAGCCCUCCUGUAUAGUGUACCCACUCACCUCGCUCUUCUAAGAGGUGACACCAACACCUGUGUUAGAGCAACAGCAAGUGUCCACUGCAUUGUCCCAUCCAGACUUCGUCUGUGUCCAUGGUGUCCUCCUCCUGAAUCAUUUGUGCAGCAGCAGCAGCUGGCCAAUUUGGUGGUUGCCUUUGUUGGCAAACUUGGGUUUACCUGCCCAUAGACAAGUCUCUCUCAUACCAACAAAACUACCAGUACUUCCAGAACCAACUCACUGACCUGCAACUCAAAUGUUUUUUUUAAAAAACCACCAAAAAAAAAAAAAAAGAAAAGAAAAUUUUAAAGAAGAAAAUGUAUAUAGUAACAUAUCUCCUCCAGGCUUCAUUUGGACAGUGGGGUUAUUUCUUCUGCAUGACCAAGUAAAAUGAAGGCAGGACUUAGAGGGGAAACAUACCACCCAAUACGCCUGUAACUGAGAUGUCUUGUUCAUCUCUCAGAAGUACCUUUGGGCCAUGUCAGGGCUAUGGACUUCACCAAGUAGUGAGAAAACACUAACAAGCCUGCUUUGGGUCCUGUUUUCUUCUGCUAAAACAGUGAUGCCUUCCAGUUCCCACCCUAAAUGAGCCACUUCUGGUCACAUCCCCAAAGCCAUGGUUAUUAUUAUGAUUUCCUCACCUCAGUGAAAUAAAGCGUGAGCUUUCCUGGGCCAAGGGCAAAUUUGUUGGGGAAGGGAUCAGAAGUUUGUGAAGCUGGACAGUCCAUUGAUCUGCACUGAGAGGCUGGAUUUUGAGUCCCCAGGCAGCAGAAUCCCAGUAACCUUCCUCCUCCAGGAUAGUGCAGGACUCAGCCACAUCUGGACUGGCCCUACUGAUGUAGCAGUUACUCUAGAAGUUCUUUGCUUCACCAAGAGACAGUGACUGUGCAGGGAGGGGUGCUUUAAGACUUGGGUGGGGAGCAGCAGGGCAGGAAGGAGGAACAAGGGUUUGAUUCACUUUGUUUUAUUUUUCAGGCUACAAUACAGGUCAGAGAUAAUGGCUUAUAAAGAUUUAGCAUGGUUUCAGGAUGUGACUGGCAGUCCAACCUGACCUUUCUGCACGCUCCAGGCAAACUUCCCAGACAAGCUCCUUUGUGCCUCUACAUGGAGAGGGUGUGGAAAGUUAUUACAUUAAAAGGUGGAGGAUUUUCUCCGUUUUUUUUUGUUUGUUUGUUUCUGUCCAUUUGCUGCAUGUACCCACUCAAGUAGGCAUGGGCUAAAAGUUGUGUUUCGGUGAUUCACCAACCUCUCCAGAAUCUGAGCUUUAUAGAAGCAGUAUUUCCGGCCAUCCCCCUUUGUUCCUCCAGUGGGGAGAUGACAGGUCUGGGGUAUGAGGGGGAGGAGUCCAGGCGUCCUGGUUCAACCUGGCACACCUUUGGUUGAGUUUGGGGCACGAGGUCGUAGUGGCUGCACAAGAGGGCAGCAUGUACAGUAGGAGAUAUAUUUAUAUAAUAUAUAUUUUAUUAACCUGUUAGAUUUCCACAAAGUAUUAUAAAUCAUGUGCCUAAAACUAUCCACAUAGACCGAGGCCUGUUCACGGCGCCCUUCCUUCUCCUGCCUCUCCUUUGUGCUGUCCGCGUGUGUUGCCGUACCUGAGCAACAUUUGUCUUCCUGAAGUUUGUUCAGGACAGGGCGUGUCAGUUUGUGGAUCAGUUGAUCCAGAUGACUCCUUGUCUAACCUGACUGAUGUGUAUUUGAAUACCGUGGUUUUCUUCCUUUUCUUUCUUUUCUCUUUUUCACUGACCUUCCUGGAGGCAGUGGGUUCCAGAAGUCAGUUAUCCCGCCUUCCUAGGGUAAUGUAAGUCACCAAGGGGAGCUGCUAAGCUGCUUGGUCCCCUCAGUCCUGUUCAUAGGGUCUUCCUGACUCUCAGUAACUGUCAUGGGAUUCUUCAAUCUCAUAAAACUUGACACGUUUGGAGUACAAGCAGCACACCCUUAUCACCACCACUGGGGGGCGGAAUUGAGCUGGUUCAGAUAUUCCCUCUCCAGUGGUUCCCAUCUGGAUGGCAGGGGCUGCUGAGCCUUGAUAUCAGUAAGUGGGAAUGUCAUCUAGAUGCUGGCCUCCACCAACACGUCUGGUGUGGUUUACAGGGUAGGAUUAACGUUCACUGUUUAACUCGGGUGGUGGUGUCAUUCUCCAUGUCUGCAGUCUCCCUCCCAAUAUAGGUAAAACAUCCUUAUAUUUCUAGUGCUUCUCACUAUUUCUGUUCUUUCUAAACUGAGAGAAAAUCCCAUUAGUUGUGUGCAGCAGAUUUGGAAGUUUGAUGAGGAGUUUAGUUCUUGAAAUAUUUGUCAUCUUUAGAAAAAAAGGUCAGAACAGAAAGAAUGACUCUGCCGGUAUCUUCAGUUGCUUGUUACAGGAAAGUCUUUCAUCAGCCUACUUGGAGUAGUUUCCUGUGACUGGCUUUUGAGAGUCAGGCAGGGUCCCGAGCAAGUUUUUCUAAGUCCAAGGGGCCCAGCACCAUCUGAACUGGCUGCCCGACCACAUCCAUUCAGUACCUCAUUUGGCAUAACAAAAUAGGUUCUGGGAACCCCUGUUUCCUGGCCUCAUAGUUUGAUCAGACUGUAAAUCAGCUAGUCAAAACUAGUCUGGAAGAGGAACUGUGACCCUAACGUAGGAGCUGAUGGUGGACUCUGGCCUUUAUCUCUUCUCCUGAUGUCUAGCCCACAAACAAUAAUAUAAAUAGUGGGUAGGGUUUUUUGCCAAGGCUAAGGCUCCAGGCACUUGCUGAAAAUUACAGCAGCUGGUCACUGUCAUCUGGCCUUGCCCUUUCAUACCAGUGUCUCGGGGACUCUUACACCCAGUGUGCUCCACAACCCUCCAGAGGCACCGGGAGUCCAGGCUCCUGAGCUGGAGGCACUGUAGUACAGGAGAUAGAAGUCUGGGCAAAAUGUCAGGAACAAGACUAAUAGCUCCCUCUAAUGGAGCUUCUCCCACAGAAGGGGAGCUCUGUGAGUGAGACCUUUACUUUGGUACAUCCCUGUACUUCCUCUGCUGUUGCUACUGUCCCAAGACAAGUCUGCUACCAAGAUGCACCAACUCCAAAGGCUUGGGCUUGCUCCAGGAAAUCCUUCUUUCUCUGCGUUCCCUGGAGACCCUCUGGCUACCACUCCCAGCUCCAGCUCUGUGUAUCCAGUCAGCUUGUUCUGAGCCAGUGCAUCCUUAGAAGCUAGGAGAAUUCUAGGACUACCGAUGAACUAGUAUUUAAUGAGCAGGUGUUGACUUGAACUCAUUGCAGGCCUUCGGCCAUCUCAUCCUGCACUCACCCUUCUCGGGCACAGGGAGCAGCUCAGUCGGGGGAGGCAGGGGUGCAGUGCGGGCAAUGGCGAGGCCAUCUGCGUUCACGUUUUACGUUUUAUUAGACAAACUGGAAAGGGAAUUAUGUGGCUGACUUCCUGUGACCUUCUGAAGAGAAGAGUCACUCUUAUGUAUCAGUGUGACAUUUGGGAAUAUUUCCGUCCUCCCCACCUCCAGGCUUGUGGGCUGCCUUUGUCCCAAAGAUUCCUACUAUCGUGUAUCGUCCAGGGAGCGGUGGGUUAUUCCAUGGGGACUCCUUUCUUAACUGGUCUCGGGUCUCUCUGAGAGACCUUUCCUAUUUCUUCCCCUACUCCAUCACAAAAAUAAACAUUCUCCAUGUAGAACUUAUUCUAAGUCAGCAGAUAUGGAGCACGAAGCUGGACUAGGAACGCUCAGAAGUGAGCCAACCCAGCCUAGCGCAUCCACCCUAAAUUUUGGCCAUAGAACCAAAAGAAGAAUAUGGCUUUUUGAAUUAUGUACAUUGUGGUAUGUUUACUUGUAUUUCACCUUCUUAGGAAUUAGAAAAACCUCAGAGAUGAGAAUACUUCCUUUUGUUUCUCACCAUUUGGGCAGUACCUGAGUAGUUUUCUAAAAUGCAUCAUUCUAGUGUCAUGAGUUCCUCUUGGGCCUUUAGGGACACUCCUCUCCUAACUCACCUCUUCACCAUUGGGAUUUGGUUUCCAAAGGGCCUGGGGCUGGAUCUAGUGUUCUGGCCCGCCCUUCCCUCCCACUUGUCUUUGCUUUGCCAUCCCUCUAGCCACACUCCUUCUUGGUCCUCCUCCGUCACUAGGACCAGCGUCACAUUUUAGGACAAUCCAGUUUGAAGCCAGAUCCCCCUUCCUACCCAGACCUCACACAACAGAUAAGUCAUUAGCAAACCCAGAUGUAAUCUUCAGGGUUACACACUCCCCCAAGCCAUCUGGUAAUAUCUCUGUGGGGACCCAGGGACUGUUUAUCACCUGUUAGCACAAAGAUGAGGCUGUCCGCUCAGGCUAGUGGUGACAGGGUCCUGACAGGUGGUCUCCUCUCCCUGCCCCUUCCCAUGAUUGGCCAUGACACAUGGGUAGGAUGUCGGGCUCUGUGCAAGGAGAAAUCUUCCUUGGCAAGGAGAAAGUUCAGACAGUGCCUCUAUAUUUUUUUGCCUGCCCCCCCAAUGUAGAAUUGACACCUGACCCAGAGCCCAGCAGGGCCCUCUGCCAGACGUGCCAGGGUGGUUUGAGCAGGCUCCCCAGGUCAAACUGCAGUAGAGUGGUGGAGGGGCCAGUGGGAGAGCUGGCAGCAGGAAGGCUUCCUGAGCGGAUUCUCUCAGCACAAUGUUCCGAGGUCAGUCCAAGCAGGAAAACAGACUGUACAGCAAAUGCUGUGUGAGAUCUUAGGCCUUUAACUUUUUUUUUUUUGGAAAGAAAGAAAAAAGAAAAGUACAAUUAACUAGCCUCUUUUGUAAAUGGGUUUCCUUUCUAUGUAUAAAAUGCCAUCAGUUCCUUGUUUUUACAUGUUCAUGCUGUGUAAUUUUGAGAUGUUACUGAAAUUCUGAACAUAAUGUGCAUUUUUUUCUGUACAGAUGAAAUGGGAGAAUUUAAUAAAGAGUUUGCAGGUUUUUACUUGUUAAA